Molecule: messenger RNA, 660 nt
Organism: Aspergillus vadensis CBS 113365
Lineage: Eukaryota; Fungi; Ascomycota; Eurotiomycetes; Eurotiales; Aspergillaceae
Exons: 1
Coding region: 165-497 (110 amino acids)
Source: RefSeq, a predicted model, not a curated record
AAACCACGUCGACGGGUCGGCUGGUUGGGGUUGGAGGGAAACCAUUAAACCUUCGACGGCUACGCCCGAGUCGGUGGGCUGCCUAGCCUGCUUGGCUGCUUACAUAUGUGGUGGCGGCUGGCGCCGCUUCAAAAACCCCCCAAUCAGGGUAAUGGAGGGAAACAAUGGAAGUGAUCGUAAUUAAUCGCAGCUGGAGCCAAUUUGGCAGGGAGAAAGGAGGAAGACGUUGGGGGGGUGGAGAGAGACAGGAAAAGGAAGGACCGGUUGCGAGCUGGAGCACUGGACCAUCUUCUAGUCUCAGUCAGUUCAGUCAGUCAGUCAGUCUAUCUCCUGCACUAGUCUCACGACCGGACCGCAGCAUGGAAAACCGAGCCUGCGCCAUUUUGUGGGGAGGACGAAUGAGAAGGUUCAAGGUUCGUGUGGGGGAUUUCCCUGGAUCCAGCGGGUAUUUUGCCAAUCGUAUCCGUUCGAUCCGUUGCUGCAGGUGGGACCCCUGAGGUCAUUCCACCGGCUGGAAAGUGGUCUGCCUGGGGUGGGAAAGAGAGACGAAUGACUGCUUGGAGAGCUGCAAAGUAUGGUACCAAGCUGAUACCUCAUCGUGUUAACAAACUGUUGGGAAGUCAAAGUAGCUAAGACGGUACCAAUCCCGACAAACGAGAA